GCUCGUCGAUCGUCUCUAUAUAACACAAGAGUCUCAUCACAUUACAUUCAUCACCUACAAAUAUUAUAUUACAUGUAUAGCAGAGAGAAAUAACAAAUUUGCUUUUUUAUUUAUUUAUGUAAGUGUUACAUACACAUACACUGAUCGACUUGUACUUAGUUCGAGACAAGAGAUAACGUAGAAUCAAUUCAACUCCACUAAGUUAUCAUGGGUCGAUCUCAAGAACAGGGAGAGGGACAAGGUCCGAUUCACAGCAUCCGGUUAUCGACGGUGGGUGCGGCUCGACCGACAGAGACAGGUACAACUCACGAACCAACCGGUUUAGACCUAGCCAUGAAGCUCCAUUACCUCAAGGCGGCGUACAUUUACUCCCCCGAGACGGCACGUGACUUAACCGUGAGACAUAUGAAAGAGAGCAUGUUCAUGCUGUUCGACCAGAUCGCUUGGACCACAGGCAGGUUCUCACGGAGAGACUCGGGGCGUCCGUACAUCAAAUGCAACGACUGUGGGACGCGUUUCGUGGAAGGUCAAUGCAAUCUCACUGUGGAAGAGUGGCUCAGUCAACCGGAUCGGUCAGUUGAUGAGUUUCUCGUUUACCAUCAACCUAUUGGACCGGAGUUAGCGAUCUCUCCGUUGAUCUAUGUUCAGUUGACCCGGUUUAAAUGCGGAGGAUUAGGUUUGGGCCUGAGCUGGGCCAAUAUAAUUGGAGACUCAUUCUCUCUAUUUUACGCCUUCAACUUCUGGACUAAGGCCAUUACCGGAGAAACGAUUCAUGCCCCAAUACCCUCUAAGGGAGACAGAGGGUUCCAAAGUCCAAACCCAACAGUUAAAGAUCCGGUUUCGGUUAAACGGAUCGACCCGGUUGGAGAUCUCUGGGUCACUCCAAACAACAAGAAAAUGGCGACGUACUGUUUCAAUCUCUCAGUCGCCGAUCAGAUAUCACCACAUUUUCCGGCGAACGGAGAUAAUUCGAUUCCGGUGUUCGAGAUCAUCGCCGGAAUCAUAUGGAAAUGCGUAGCUAAAGUUAGGGCGGAGCCAGAGCCUGUGACGGUUACGAUCAUCAAAAAGGAUCCGAACGAUCUGAAACCUAAUAACGCGAUUCGUAACAGUCAGGUGAUAAGUUCGGUUCAAGUUGAUUUCCCGGUGGCGGAAGCGACGGUGGAGGAACUGGUGAGAUCUAUUGGGGAAGCGAAGGAUGAGAGAUUUGGAAUCGAGGAGAUCGGAGGGAGCUGUGAUGGGAAUUUGGAUUUUGUUGUGUACGGUGCGAAGCUAACGUUUGUGGAUCUGAGUGGUGAGGAUUUGUAUGGAGCCAGGGUGAUGGGGAAGUCGCCGCAUUCGGUUUACUUUAAUGUUGAAGGGGUAGGGGAGGAAGGGUUGGUGGUUGUUUACGCCGCAGCGAAAUCGGAGGAGAGGGUUGUGACGGUUACGUUGCCGGAGGAAGAGAUGGAGAUGGUAAAAUUGGAGUUUAAGAAGUGUGGUAUGAUCGCGCCGUAAGUGUGUGUAUUAACGGCUGAUAAGUGUAAAAUGUGAAUUCAUAAAUGUUGUUGUUUUUUUUUUUUUAAAUUAAUAAAUGUGAUGAAUUAUUGGUUUUUGCUGAAGUGUUGUAAGUUGUGUAACGUUGUUGUAAAAUUAUACAAUCCCUAUAUUACUAAAAGAGAAGUACAACUACUACCUA
Molecule: messenger RNA, 1675 nt
Organism: Camelina sativa (false flax)
Lineage: Eukaryota; Viridiplantae; Streptophyta; Magnoliopsida; Brassicales; Brassicaceae
Product: protein ECERIFERUM 26
Molecular function (GO): acyltransferase activity, transferring groups other than amino-acyl groups
Source: RefSeq, a predicted model, not a curated record